GUUAUUCAAUUGAACUCGCUCGAGAAGUCCUUCGACUGAACGCUCGCACAGCUUCCCAGUGCGCCAGUUUAUUUGUUACACUUUCGUACAAACUUAUAUUACCAUCCAAGAUGAAGGUGCUGUUCCUCUGCGGACUCGUCCUUGCUGGAGCUCUGCUUGCUGAUGCUGGCGGCCAGGAAUUGUGCGCGUUGAGCCAGGAGCAAAUCAAGAAAGUUUUGACGUGCAUGGGAGACCACGUCCACUCGGAGCUCAAGGGCAAGGCCAAGGAGAUCAUCCACAGCCAGGGUGACAACCUGGCUCAACUUGUCAAGAGGCAGUGCGAGGCUGAAGUCGACUUCCUUGAGCUGCUGAAGACCGCGUUCUCCGAAGAGGAAGCGCAGGCUAUCAAGAAGGCAUACAGUGAAUGCAAGCCGGCUGGCCAUUGAAGUGUUUUAGAAUACCAGUGAUAUACACGAUGGACCUCCCGGAAGCCAAAAGCAACCACUUUUUUAGGAUGCUAGAGUACAUGCCAAAAUAAAGGCCGAAGUGAGUGGA
Molecule: messenger RNA, 534 nt
Organism: Dermacentor silvarum
Lineage: Eukaryota; Metazoa; Arthropoda; Arachnida; Ixodida; Ixodidae
Exons: 5
Coding region: 111-425 (104 amino acids)
Source: RefSeq, a predicted model, not a curated record